GCCCCGCCCACUGAAGGCGGAGUCCCUGCAGAUCAGCUGCCGUGAUUCUGAUGCUCCGUUUCCACCGCAGUCUUCAUCCUGACCCAGCCGAACUGCGGUCCUCACGAUUCUGCAAAAUCCCGUCGUCAUGGCGUCCAGAACCAGAUGGGAUGCGGUGAAGGAGCGAGUAACCAGAGGUCCUGAUGACGACCCGGACGGAUCGCUGGAGGCCAACCUGGAGAACGCCGACCCGGAGCUGUGCAUCCGCCUGCUGCAGGUUCCCACCGUGGUGAACUACUCGGGUCUGCGGCGGCGCCUGGAGAAGAGCGACGAGCCGUGGAUGGUCCAGUUCCUGGAGCUGCAGGGUUUGGACCUGCUGAUGGCGGCGCUGGAGCGGCUGUCGGGCCGCGGCUGCGCCCGCAUCACCGACGCGCUGCUGCAGCUCACCUGCGUGUCGUGCAUCCGCAGCGUCAUGAACUCGUCCGCCGGACUCGACUUCAUCCUGGACAAUGAGGAGGGAUACAUCCGGACCCUGGCGCAGGCUCUGGACACGUCCAACGUGAUGGUGAAGAUGCAGGUGUUUGAGCUGCUGGCGGCGCUCGCCCUCUUUGACCCCCAGGGCUGCAGCCUGACCCUGGACGCCUUCGAGAACUACAAGACUCUGAAGAAGCAGCAGUAUCGCUUCAGCGUCAUCAUGAACGAACUGCAGGCCACUGACAGCGUCCCCUACAUGGUCACCAUGAUGGCCGUCAUCAACGUCCUCAUCCUGGGACAGGAAGACCUGCACAAGAGACAGCGACUCAGACAGGAGUUCAUCGGGCUGCAGCUGCUAGAUCUGCUCCCCAAGCUGAGGUAA
This is a messenger RNA of Poecilia latipinna (sailfin molly), 835 nucleotides long. Its product is annotated as inverted formin-2-like. Bases 128 to 835 code for a protein of 235 amino acids. The transcript is spliced from 6 exons. Gene Ontology annotation, molecular function: actin binding; small GTPase binding. Gene Ontology annotation, biological process: actin cytoskeleton organization. The record is from RefSeq and is a predicted model, not a curated record. NCBI's taxonomy places the organism in Eukaryota, Metazoa, Chordata, Actinopteri, Cyprinodontiformes, Poeciliidae.